Messenger RNA from Lotus japonicus, 15578 nucleotides. RefSeq names its product auxin transport protein BIG. Gene Ontology annotation, cellular component: plasmodesma; cytosol. The record is from RefSeq and is a predicted model, not a curated record. Gene Ontology annotation, molecular function: zinc ion binding. Gene Ontology annotation, biological process: auxin polar transport. Bases 143 to 15439 code for a protein of 5098 amino acids. Lineage: Eukaryota; Viridiplantae; Streptophyta; Magnoliopsida; Fabales; Fabaceae. The transcript is spliced from 14 exons.
CACACACGUCACACUCUCCCUUUCUCCGUCACCGCCUUCAAUAUCAUUUCCAUAAAACCCUCUCCCGAUUUCACUCUGAAGAAUCACUCUCACUCUGUACAAUACAAACCCCUCUCUCUCUCUCUCAUGAUUUGUAACUGCCAUGGCUGAGAACUUCAACAUCCUCGCCGAUGCUCUGUCGCUACCGUCCGGCGAGUUUCUGCAGAAGCUCCGCUCCGAUGACGCCGUCAGGUCAGGACUCAUCGCCGUCCACUCCGUUCUCCGCCGCGGCAUCGAGCCUUCCGCCGAUGGUACUUUCCCCUUCCAGUCCUGGACUGACUCGCAGAUUCAGGCGAUUUCUUCGCUCGCGCACGCAAUCGCUUCCGCUUCUCGAUCUUUGUCAGUGGAGCAAGCGGAAGGGGUGCUUGUUGCGAUUCUGCAGAAGUCCAUAGAAUUUGCUGUGUGUUAUUUGGAGCAAUCUGGAUUCGAUGAUGAUGAUUUAGGAAUUCAGAAUAACUUCAUACAUCUUUUAGAGAUAGCUUUGGUUGAUGGAAUGAAUAUGGUAGCAGACGUGUCACAACCUACAACUUCAAGUGCCCUGUUAGAUUUGUUGCCUAUGGUUGAUGACCUAUGUGGUAGUUUUGCCGAUGACUACAAAAAAUGCCAUCUAGAAGGCUACCGAUGCUCAAGGGAAGAAAAAUCAAUGGAUUGGAUUCUGAAGACCUUACCUUCAAAACAUGUGCCGCAUGAUAAGCAAGAAUCUGGAUUCAGUGAACAGAGUUAUUAUCAGUAUCUCAAUAAUUUUGUCUUUCUAUCCCAGCACUGGGCAGUUGUCCAUGGAGAAUGCACUCGUCGCUUGAUUUUUCUGUGCAAUAAACUAGCUAAAGUAAAAGAUGUAUUUGAUGAGCGUGCGGUGAGCCAUUUUCGAAGGAGACUAUCAUUCAUUUUGAGGAUUUUAAAGAUACUUGGAAGUCUCAUGAAGGACGUUCUGUAUGUUGAAUAUGAUGCCUCAUUGAUGAUGGGAGUUGCUUCUUUUUCUGAUACAUUGUCUAAUUUGUUUAGAGUUAGAUUUGAGUUUGUGAGUACAUAUGCUACUAUCGAGGGAAGUUUUGAGAACCUUGUUUUAAUGGUUGUGGAAGAAUUUCUUCACAAUGUUCAGGUUAUUUUCGGCACUAGCAGUGUGUCUCAGAAUAUCCAAGCAUCUAUUAUAGCAUCUAUAUUGGAUAGUUUGGAUUCUUCUGUUUGGAUAUAUGACCCAUCUGCUCCAAAUUCCAAGCCCCCUUUAGCUUACUUCCCCCGAUUUGUUGUUUAUACACUGAAUCUCAUUAAUGAUCUGAAAAGUCAAAGGCAUCAGGUUCCUUUUGAGUGGAAAGACUCUGAUGUGAAACUCGUUGACAGUUUUGCUGACUCUCUAACCAGUUCUCCUUCAUGCCUUGUUCAUCUGGAGUCUGUUUCUUUGCUGAAGGGAUACAGAUUUGAAGAGCUUCUAAAGCUGAUAUUUCCUGCAUCAAGCCAAUGGAUUUUCAAUUUGGUACAACUUGCUUUUUUCCUUCAUUUUGAAGGAUUGAAGUUAAGACCAAAGAUGGAAAGGUCCCAUUCUAGUUUGGCAAAAGUUGUUGGAACAUCUGAAGUUGAAAAUUCAGUGUGCCAAGAGGAUGAGGCUCUUUUUGGAGAUCUUUUUUCUGAGACUGCACGUUCUGUUGGUUCAACAGAUGGAUGUGAGCAACCAACUGCUGCGGCUUUAGUUUCUAGCUCCAGCAAUCAGAAUAUGCCAAUUCAAGCUGCUAUAGAACUUUUGAACUUCCUUAAAACGUGUAUCUUCUCUACCGAGUGGCAUCCUUCUCUUUAUGUUGAUGCCUGCAACAAACUCAGUAGUAGAGACAUUGAUAUUUUACUUUCCCUACUCAAUUGUCAGGGCUGUUGUUCUGAAGAUAAUAUUUCUGAUAGUUGCAUCCCUUCACAUGAAGAUGAUAAGGUUGGGCAUGUCCAUGAACUAUGCUUUGAUCUUUUGCACAACCUUCUCACAAACCAUGCUUUGAAUGAUUCACUUGAAGACUACCUUGUGGAGAAGAUCCUAAAGGUGGAAAAUGGUGCCUUUAAUUAUAAUGAUAGGACCCUCGCCCUGCUUGCUCACACAUUGUUUUGUAGGGUUGGUUCUGCUGGCAGUCAAUUGAGAACCAAGAUUUGUAGUGGAUAUGUUACCUUUGUUCUUGAGAAGGCAAAAGCUGUGUGUGUAAAUUGCCCAAGUAUCAAUGACCUUGUUGGUACUCUUCCCUCGUUGUUUCACAUUGAGGUUGUUCUUGUGGCAUUCCACUUGUCUUCUCAACAAGAAAAGGCAAUGAUGGCAAACUUAAUUUUUUCAACACUCAAAGAAGUUCCUAAACUGGCAUUGGAUUUGAGCUGCACUCUGUUAACAUGUUGGGCUUUAGUGGUUUCAAGGUUGAUCUUAGUUCUUCGCCAUAUGAUGUUUCACCAACAGACUUGUCCAACAUCAUUGCUUGUCGAUGUGCGGUCUAAGUUGAGGGAAGCACCUCUGUCCAGCUUAUCUAUGCAAAAUAAGGUUAAUGAUCACAUGUCGUCUUGGUCAUCAACUGCAUUAAAAAGUAUAGCAGGUGGAUUGAUUGGAGAUGAAGUUUCUAUAAGUAGUUUGAUUGAACAAUUAAUUGAUGUUUCUAGUUCUUCUUCUUCACUUAGUGGGGAUGACUUGGCAAUUGGCAAAUUAAAUUUGAAUUGGAAGGACAUAUAUGUUACUUUUUCACUGGUUCUGGGACUUUGGAGGGGCAAAAAGGCCACUGCAGUGGAGGAUUUCAUUGUUGAAAGAUAUGUUUUCACCCUUUGUUGGGAUUUUCCUUAUGUAGUCUCUGAAGCGGAUCAUCCAAGUAUAUCUUGGAAUCAAGACCAAUCCGUGGAUCUAUCUGAUAUGUCACAUUUUUUCCACUUCUGCCAUUUACUCCUCAACCAUCCAGAGGUCAUUGGGAAGUUCACUACUUUUCCAGAGGUUGUAUUGAGCUUGCUUCAGCAUUUAAAUGCUAUGCCCAUACCAGAUGACAUUGAGGAAUUAGGUUGGUAUUUCCUCAGAAGUGGUAUGUGGCUGUCUCUGGUGCUCUCCUUCACUAAUGUUGGUAUAUGGAGAUAUUGUAUGGACAAUUCAAUUUCUGGACAUGGUCUAAAUUGGACUGAAACUUCUGUUGGGGAUGAGAACUUUGCUAAACAUGCUGGAAGCAUGAUUUCCUCCAUGAUUGACUCUGGUCAAUUUGCAUUGCUAGUAAGGCUGUUCUCAUCCUUGCUGAACAAGCAUGUGCAGUUUUGUCAGAAAGCUUUCCUUGAUAUCCUAAGUUCCAAGCAUAAGCUGGCUCCUGGGUUUUCACCAUUCUUGCUUCUGAAACAUACUGGAGUUGACAAAAAUCUGCAGGAUGAGCUCCUGGAGAGAAGUGGUUCCAAUGCAGGUGAGCUGCAGUCUGUUCUUAGCCUCUUAUCAAGGUUGGAUGCAGCUGUCGAUAAGAAAGCUUCAGGUAUUCUUUCUAGAGCUUCUUGGGAGUGCAUUUUGCAUGGUUUUCCUUUUCAUCAUUCUACUCCCAGUGCUACUCUACUUUCCUGUGUUCUUAGCGUAAGAGGAAUCAUAUUUGUUCUGGAUGGGGUACAUAAAAUAAAAGAAGCAUGUGAAAAUAUUGACUUGGAGACUGAAGUCCUUGGUCAUAUUCUUGAUACCGCAAUGAAUAUCAAGUAUGAUAGGAUCUUUGAAAGUGUUCAUGGGAAAUGUGACACUAUCUAUCACAGCUUGAGUGCAGAACUGGAACUGUCAGAUUAUGCAAACUUGACUCUGUUAAAGCAAAUGGAAGGGUUUCUGAAGGAUAUCAAUGCUCGAGGAGUAUGUGAUUGCAGUGCCCAAGAAUGGAUAAUCUGCAAAAUUAUUGAGAUAUUAAGCAGUCUUAGGAAAGACCCUUCAAAGUCUGUUAUAUUUCACUAUUAUCUUGGUGCUGAACAGGUGCCAGGGCAGAUGAGUAAGAUUUCUCAGUUGUAUCUUGGUGACUGUUUGGUUCUAGUUGAUUCUCUAGAUACUUGCUUCUCUGAAUCAGUAAAUGUGAAGGUUCUUGGUUUCAUUGUGGAUCUACUAUCUGGAGAGCAAUUUCCUCAUCUCAGAAUGAGGAUACAAAGGAAAUUCCUUGACAGAGAUACAGAUUGUGUAUCUAAGUGGUUGGAGAAAAGGCUUUUAGGGAGCAUAAUGAAAUCAGAUAGUGGGGUGAACUGUACAAAGGGUAGUUCCAUUUCUCUUCGGGAAUCAACAAUGAAUUUUAUUCUGUGUCUUGUAUCACCAUCCUCUGAACAACAGUCAAAAGAAUUGCAACAGCACAUUUUCAACUCCGCACUGCUAUCCCUUGAUACUGCUUUUUUGCUAUUUGAUAUACAUGUAGCGAAGUCAUAUUUCAAUUUCAUGGUCCAAAUUUCAAGAGGAGAAUACUUGAUGAAACAGCUUUUGAUGAGGACUGUAAUGUUGAUGGGGAAACUGGAGGGCAAUGAAAAUCUGCUUCCCGGAUUGAAGUUUCUAUUUGGCUUUAUUGGAUCUGUCUUGAACGAUUGUGGAUCUGGUAAAAUUUCCUUGCAAAGGACAACUAAGAAGUGUUCUCCUGGUAAUAGUCUCGGGUUAGGACAUGCAUCUGCUCGACUGGUCGGGUCUAAAAAUUCUGAGACAUUCAUUCUUUCUGCUAAUCAAGAAGCGGGAUCAACCUCUGUUGAAUGUGAUGCGACUUCUUUAGAUGAGGAUGAGGACGAUGCAACUUCUGAUGGAGAGGUUCUUAGCAUAGAUAAGGAUGAUGAAGAGGAUGCUAACAGUGAAAGGGCCCUUGCCUCUAAAGUUUGCACAUUUACUUCUAGUGGCAGCAAUUUCAUGGAGCAACAUUGGUACUUCUGCUAUACAUGUGACCUGACUGUUUCAAAGGGCUGCUGCUCAGUCUGUGCAAAGGUUUGUCAUCGGGGUCAUCGUGUAGUCUAUUCACGCUCAAGCCGCUUCUUUUGUGACUGUGGAGCUGGUGGUGUUAGGGGUAGUAAUUGUCAAUGUCUGAAACCACGAAAAUUCACAGGAGAUAGCAGUGUGCCUGUUCGUGGCUCUAAUACUUUUCAGUCGUUUUUACCCUUUCCUGAGGAUGGAGAUCAGCUGCCAGAUAGUGAUUCAGAUUUUGAAGAGGACGUCAGUUUUGAUGUAGAUAACUCGCUCAAAGUAUAUAUUACAAAAGAGCUUCAAGAAGGGAUUCCAUCUUUAUUGGAAGAACUUGAUAUUGAAAGUAAGGUUCUCAAUCUUUGCUCUUCUUUGAUGCCAUCUAUAAUUAGCAGACGAGACUCUCACCAUUCUAAGGAUAAGAAAAUCAGUUUGGGUGAAGACAAGGUAAUUUCUCAUGGCGUUGAUCUCUUGCAAUUGAAGAAAACAUAUAAAAGUGGAUCAUUUGAUCUAAAGAUAAAGGCUGAUUAUUCAAAUGCCAAGGAUCUUAAAUCGCAUUUAGGAAGUGGUUCUCUUGUGAAGUCCUCGCUCAGUGUUAGUGUGCGAGGUCGACUUGCUGUUGGUGAAGGUGAUAAAGUUAUUAUAUAUGAUGUUGGACAGUUAAUUGGUCAAGCCACCAUUGCUCCUGUGACAUCUGACAAGACCAAUGUGAAACCUCUUUCUAAAAAUGUAGUCCGUUUUGAAAUUGUCCAACUAGCAUUCAACCCUGUGGUUGAGAACUACCUUCUUGUAGCAGGUUAUGAAGAUUGCCAAGUCCUGACAUUGAAUCCUCGUGGUGAAGUGAUUGACCGCCUUGCCAUUGAACUAGCUCUGCAAGGUGCGUAUAUUAGACGAGUGGAUUGGGUUCCAGGCUCACAAGUUCAGUUAAUGGUUGUGACUAACAGGUUUGUCAAGAUAUAUGACUUGUCCCUGGACAACAUCAGUCCCAUGCACUACUUCACUUUGUCAGAUGACAUGAUCGUGGAUGCCAUUCUUUAUACAGCUUCCCAGGGAAGAAUGUUUCUCAUUGUUCUUUCAGAAAAUGGACACAUAUUCAGGUUUGAGUUGUCAGUCAAAGGGAAUGUUGGGGCUGUACCAUUGAAAGAACUUGUACAACUUCAGGGAAAAGAAAUUCAUGCAAAGGGGUCAUCAUUGUAUUUCUCUUCAACUUGUAAGCUACUGUUCAUAUCUUUUCAAGAUGGUACCACUCUGAUGGGUAGGCCAAGCUCUGAUGCAGCCUCUCUAGUUGAGAUGUCUUCUGUAUAUGAGGAGCAAGACAAUAAGCUGCGGCCUGCUGGAGCACAUCAUUGGAAAGAAUUGCUAGCUGGCAGUGGUUUAUUUGUUUGCUUAUCAACAGUGAAAUCAAAUUCUGCACUCACUGUGUCAAUGGGGGAACAUGACAUACUUGCACAGAGUAUGCGACAUUCAGUCGGUUCAACUUCACCUAUAGUUGGUGUGACUGCAUACAAACCGCUAUCUAAGGAUAAAAUCCACUGUCUUGUGUUACAUGAUGAUGGUAGCCUUCAAAUAUAUUGGCAUGCCCCUGUGGGUGUUGAUGCUGGUGUGAUUGCAGCAUCUGAGAAAGUUAAGAAAUUGGGUUCAGGCAUCCUCAAUAAAGCUUAUGCCGGUACUAGUCCUGAAUUUCCUCUUGAUUUCUUCGAGAAGACUGUGUGCAUUACACCAGAUGUGAAACUGGGUGGAGAUGCUAUCAGAAAUGGAGAUUCUGAAGGAGCUAAACAGAGUUUGGUAAAUGAGGAUGGCUUUCUAGAAAGUCCCAGUCCUGCAGGUUUUAAGAUAUCUGUCUUCAAUUCAAAUCCUGAUAUUGUCAUGGUUGGUUUUCGAGUUCAUGUGGGUAAUACAUCAGCUAGCCACAUACCUUCUAGCAUUUCUAUUUUCCAGAGGGUUAUUAAAUUAGAUGAAGGAAUGAGAUCCUGGUACGAUAUUCCGUUUACUGUUGCGGAAUCUCUUCUUGCGGAUGAAGAAUUUACAUUGUCAGUUGGGCCAACCUUUAAUGGCUCAACCCUUCCCAGAAUAGACUCACUUGAAGUUUAUGGCCGAGCUAAAGAUGAAUUUGGUUGGAAAGAGAAAAUGGAUGCAAUUCUGGAUAUGGAAGCAAGAGUACUUGGUUCAAAUUCAUCACUGAGUGGAUCUGGAAAGAAGCGCCGGUCAAUGCAGUCUGCUCCGAUUCAGGAGCAGGUAGUAGCAGAUGGGCUUAAGCUAAUUACAAAGUUUUAUUCGUCAUGUAGGCAACAGGAUUGCUCAAGGCUUGAGGAAGCAAAGAUAGAGCUAGGAAAGCUCAAGUGCAAGCAAUUGCUAGAAACAAUAUUUGAGAGUGAUAGAGAACCAAUUCUGCAGGCUUCUGGUAGCCGUGUCUUACAAGCGAUCUUUCCCAAGAAAGAGAUUUACCAUCAAGUUAAGGAUACCAUGCGGCUUCUUGGAGUGGUCAAAUCAUCUUCACUACUAUUGUCAAGGCUUGAAAGGGGUGGUACAGCAGGAAGUGGGAUCAUUGAAGAGUUCACUGCCCAGAUGCGUGCAGUUUGUAGGAUUGCUUUGCAACGGCGUUCAAAUUUGGCAACAUUUCUGGAGACAAAUGGCUCAAAAGUGGUGGACGCACUCAUGCAAGUUUUAUGGGGAAUUUUAGACUUUGAGCAGCCUGAUACCCAAACCAUGAACAACAUUAUAAUGUCUGCAGUUGAACUUAUUUACUGCUAUGCUGAAUGCUUGGCCCUUCAUGGAAAAGAUGCUGGAGUGCACUCUGUAGCGCCUGCUGUUGUAUUACUCAAGAAGCUUCUCUUUUCAACUGAUGAAGCUGUUCAGACUGCUAGCAGUUUGGCCAUAUCUUCGAGAUUGCUUCAGGUUCCUUUUCCAAAGCAGACAUUGUUAGCAACAGAUGAUGGUGUUGAGAGUGUAGUCUCAGUUCCUGGCCCUGCUGAUACAAGUGCUAGAAAUAACCAAGUCAUGAUUGAAGAGGACACUAUCACUUCAUCUGUUCAAUAUUGUUGUGAUGGUUGCUCUACUGUGCCUAUACUUAGGCGACGAUGGCAUUGUACUGUUUGUCCUGAUUUUGAUUUGUGUGAAGCUUGUUAUGAAGUACUAGAUGCAGACCGACUUCCUCCACCUCACUCUAGAGAUCAUCCUAUGACAGCAAUUCCAAUUGAAGUGGAUUCAGUGGGAGAUGGAAAUGAAUUUCACUUCACACCUGAUGAUGUUAGUGACUUACCUGUACCUGCUGAUAGCAACAUGCAGAACUCUUCUCCAUCAAUUCAUGUCUUGGAACCCAAUGAUUCUGGAGAAUUUGCUGCUUCAUUGAUUGACCCAGUCUCGAUCUCUGCUUCAAAACGGGAAAUAAACUCCUUACUGCUUUCUGAGCUUCUUGAACAAUUGAAAGGAUGGAUGGAGACAACCUCUGGAGUCCGGGCAAUCCCUGUUAUGCAGCUUUUCUACAGAUUGUCAUCUGCUGUGGGUGGACCUUUCAUAGACAGCUCAAAACCAGAUAGCUUAGAUUUAGAGAAACUAAUCAGGUGGUUUUUGGAUGAGAUUAAUCUCAACAGACCAUUUGUAGCUAGAACCCGAUCAUCGUUUGGGGAAGUUGCAAUCCUGGUCUUCAUGUUUUUCACAUUGAUGCUUAGAAACUGGCAUCAGCCUGGUACUGAUGGCUCCAUGCCAAGACAGAGUGGAGCUGCUGACAUGCAUGAUAAAAAUGUAAUCCAAUUUCCACCAUCUACUUCAGGAAGUGCUAAGACUUCAGUAGAUGAGCAAGAGAAGAAUGACUUUGCGUCACAGCUGCUUCGAGCUUGUGAUUCUCUUAGGCAGCAAUCUUUUGUAAGUUAUCUAAUGGAUAUACUGCAGCAGCUAGUGCAUGUUUUCAAAUCCCCUGUUAACAACGAAAGUGGGCAUAGUAACGCUGGACCUGGAUGUGGAGCUUUGCUCACAGUACGCCGAGAAUUACCAGCUGGUAAUUUUUCACCUUUCUUUUCUGAUUCAUAUGCCAAAGUGCACCGAUCAGAUAUCUUUAUGGACUACUACAGACUUCUGCUAGAAAACGCUUUCCGUCUGGUGUACACACUUGUUCGGCCAGAAAAGCAUGACAAAGCUGGGGAGAAGGAAAAGGUCUACAAGUUGUCAUAUGGUAAGGAUUUGAAGCUAGAUGGAUAUCAAGAUGUUCUCUGCAGCUACAUUAACAAUCCUCAUACCAAUUUUGUAAGAAGAUAUGCCAGGAGGCUUUUCCUGCAUCUCUGUGGGAGCAAGUCUCACUAUUACAGUGUUCGGGACUCUUGGCAGUUCUCUAGUGAAGUCAAGAGACUUUAUAAACACAUAAGCAAGUCUGGUGGUUUUCAAAAUAAUCCCAUUCCAUACGAAAGAAGUGUGAAGAUUGUGAAAUGCCUUUCCACUAUGGCAGAAGUAGCAGCUGCACGUCCUCGGAACUGGCAGAAAUACUGUUUAAGGCAUGGAGAUAUUUUAUCUUUCCUGAUGAAUGGAAUAUUUUAUUUUGGUGAAGAGUCUGUUAUUCAGACCCUUAAACUUCUCAAUUUUGCCUUCUACGCGGGAAAAGAUGCUGGUCAGACUUCACAAAAAACAGAGUUGGGAGACAUAAGUUCAAACAAAUCAGGUAUCAUAUCUCAAGAAUCAAAGAAGAAAAAGAAAGGUGAAGAUGGUGCUGAAUCUGGUUCGGAGAAGUCCUAUUUGGAUAUGGAGGCAGCAGUAGAUGUCUUCACUGACAAGAGUGGCAAUAUCUUAAAGCAGUUCAUGGAUAGCUUUCUUCUUGAGUGGAAUUCAAUUACUGUGCGUGCAGAGGCUAAAUUAGUUUUAUAUGGUGUCUGGCAUCAUGCCAAACCAGCGUUUAAAGAAACUAUGCUAAUGGCUCUCUUGCAGAAGGUUAAGUUUCUCCCGAUGUAUGGUCAGAAUAUUGUGGAGUAUACAGAACUUGUUACAUGGUUGCUGGGAAGAUCCCCUGAUACUAGUUCAAGGCACAAGGUUUCUGACCUUGUGGACCGAUGCUUGACUCUUGAUGUUAUUAGGUGCAUCUUUGAGACACUACAUUCACAGAAUGAGCUGUUGGCUAACCAUCCAAAUUCUCGUAUAUAUAAUACUUUGAGUGGCUUAGUUGAAUUUGAUGGAUACUAUCUCGAGAGUGAACCUUGUGUUGCCUGCAGCUCUCCAGAAGUACCUUACAGCAAGAUGAAACUGGAGUCUUUGAAAUCUGAAACGAAGUUCACUGAUAACCGUAUCAUAGUGAAAUGCACUGGGAGUUACACAAUCCAGACUGUUACUAUGAAUGUUCAUGACACCAGAAAGUCAAAAUCAGUGAAGGUUUUGAAUUUAUACUAUAAUAACAGGCCAGUUACUGACUUAUCAGAAUUGAAAAAUAACUGGUCUUUAUGGAAGCGUGCAAAAAGUUGUCAUCUUGCAUUUGAUCAGACUGAACUUAAAGUUGAAUUCCCCAUUCCCAUUACAGCUUGUAACUUCAUGAUUGAACUGGAUUCGUUCUAUGAAAAUCUUCAGGCAUUGUCUCUUGAACCAUUGCAAUGUCCACGUUGCAGUCGUCCAGUCACAGAUAAGCAUGGUAUAUGCAGCAACUGUCAUGAAAAUGCCUAUCAAUGCAGGCAAUGUCGCAACAUCAAUUAUGAGAAUUUGGACUCUUUUCUGUGCAAUGAAUGUGGAUACAGCAAAUAUGGGCGGUUUGAGUUUAAUUUCAUGGCAAAGCCAAGUUUUACGUUUGAUAAUAUGGAGAAUGAUGAUGAUAUGAAGAAGGGAUUAGCAGCCAUAGAGUCGGAGUCGGAGAAUGCUCAUAGGCGAUACCAGCAACUUUUGGGCUUCAAAAAACCCUUGCUCAAAAUUGUAUCAAGCAUUGGUGACAGUGAAAUAGACUCACUACCGAAGGACUCAGUGCAGCAAAUGAUGGUAUCCUUAACUGGCCCUUCAUGUAAAAUCAACCGGAAAAUUGCUCUUCUUGGAGUCCUCUAUGGGGAGAAGUGCAAAGCAGCUUUUGAUUCUGUAACCAAAAGUGUCCAGACACUGCAAGGGCUACGGAAGGUGUUGAUGAGUUAUCUGCAUCAGAAGCAUUCUGAUAAUAGUGUGGCUUCAAGAUUUGUGGUUUCCAGAUCACCAAAUAAUUGCUACGGCUGUGCAACUACAUUUGUAACGCAAUGUCUCGAAUUGUUACAGGUCCUGGCAAGGCAUCCAAAUUCUAAGAAACAACUUGUUUCAGCUGGGAUUUUAUCCGAGUUAUUUGAGAAUAACAUUCAUCAAGGUCCUAAAGCUGCCCGCAUCCAAGCAAGGAUGGUCCUUUGUUCCUUAUCUGAAAGUGAUGUAAAUGCAGUUACCGAGUUAAAUAGUUUGAUCCAAAAGAAAGUUUUGUACUGCCUUGAGCAUCAUCGGUCCAUGGACAUUGCAGUGACUACGCGUGAGGAGUUGCUAUUACUUUCUGAAGUGUGUUCUUUGGCUGAUGAGUUCUGGGAAUCAAGAUUACGUCUUGUGUUUCAGUUAUUGUUUUCUUCCAUCAAGGUAGGUGCCAAACAUCCCGCCAUAUCUGAGCAUGUCAUUCUUCCUUGUCUUAGAAUAAUAUCUCAGGCAUGCACACCUCCAAAGCCUGAGACGCCAGAUAAAGAGCAAACUCUUGGGAAGUCUUCUACGAAAACAAAGGAUGAGACUACUCAAAAUGUACCUAGUUCCUUGGCUGGUGCAGUUGCUGUUAGUGGAACAAAAACAUUUUCAGACUCAUCAGAAAGAAAUUGGGAUGCCACACCCAAGACUCAGGAUAUUCAAUUAUUGAGCUAUUCGGAAUGGGAGAGGGGAGCCUCUUAUCUUGAUUUUGUGAGAAGGCAAUACAAAGUGUCACAGGCAGUCAAAGGUUCUGGCCAGAGGUCACGGUCCCAAAGGCAUGAUUACCUAGCACUUAAAUAUGCUUUGAGAUGGAAGCGUCGUGCUGGUAAAGCAGCUAAAAGUGACUUAUCAGUGUUUGAGUUGGGAUCAUGGGUUAAAGAACUUGUUUUGAGUGCUUGUUCUCAAUCUAUUAGAUCAGAGAUGUGCACGCUCAUAAGCUUGCUUUGUGCUCAAAGCUCAUCCAGACGAUUUCGGCUUCUGAAUCUAGUGGUUUCUUUGUUACCCUCAACACUUUCUUCUGGUGAGAGUGCUGCAGAAUAUUUUGAGUUGCUAUUCAAGAUGAUAGAUUCAGAGGAUGCUCUUUUAUUUUUAACUGUUCGGGGUUGUCUGCGGACCAUUUGUACUCUAAUCACCCAAGAAGUGAGCAAUGUUGAGUCUUUGGAAAGGAGCCUACACAUUGAUAUAACUCAGGGAUUUAUCCUUCACAAACUCAUAGAGCUUCUUGGGAAAUUUUUGGAGGUCCCAAAUGUCAGGUCCAGAUUCAUGAGAGACAAUUUGCUUUCUGACAUUCUUGAAGCCCUCAUUGUAAUUCGUGGUUUGAUUGUUCAAAAGACAAAGUUGAUAAGUGACUGCAAUCGUCUCCUUAAAGAUCUUUUGGAUAGUCUAUUGCUAGAAAGCACUGAGAAUAAACAACAAUUCAUUAGGGCCUGCAUCAAUGGUUUGGAAAUACAUGGGGAGGAGAGGAAGGGGCGUACUUGUUUGUUUAUCUUAGAGCAACUCUGCAAUCUGAUCUGCCCCUCAAAGCCAGAGCCUGUAUAUUUGUUGGUCCUGAACAAGGCACAUACCCAGGAAGAGUUUAUCAGGGGAUCAAUGACUAAGAAUCCAUAUUCAAGUUCUGAGAUUGGCCCAUUAAUGCGCGAUGUGAAGAAUAAGAUCUGCCAUCAGUUGGAUUUGUUAGGUCUUCUUGAGGAUGACUAUGGAAUGGAGUUGUUGGUCGCUGGCAAUAUCAUCUCUCUUGAUUUGACCGUUGCACUAGUUUAUGAGCAAGUCUGGAAGAAAUCAAAUCAAUCUUCAAAUGUAACUAAUUCCAACUUGGCAUCUUCAAAUGCUGUCACCUCAUCCAGAGAUUUCCCACCUAUGACUGUGACCUAUCGGCUCCAGGGGUUGGAUGGUGAAGCUACUGAGCCCAUGAUAAAAGAGUUGGAGGAAGAUAGAGAGGAGUCUCAGGAUCCAGAGAUAGAGUUUGCCAUAGCAGGUGCUGUUCGUGAAUAUGGUGGACUGGAGAUACUAUUGGGCAUGAUUCAGCGUCUGCGAGAUGAUUUCAAGUCCAAUCAGGAGCAUCUGGUUGCAGUUCUUAAUCUUUUUAUGUAUUGUUGCAAAAUUAGAGAGAACAGACGAGCUUUGUUGAAGCUAGGAGCUCUAGGUUUGCUUCUCGAGACCGCAAGACGAGCUUUUUCAGUUGAUGCCAUGGAGCCAGCUGAAGGCAUACUUCUGAUUGUUGAAAGUCUUACUUUAGAAGCAAAUGAAAGCGACAAUAUAAGUAUCACACAAAGUGCCCUUACUGUCACCAAAGAAGAAGCGGGGACUGGUGAAGAAGCCAAGAAGAUAGUUCUUAUGUUUUUGGAAAGAUUGUCCCAUCCAUUGGGGCUUAAGAAAUCAAACAAACAGCAGAGGAACACAGAGAUGGUUGCUCGAAUAUUGCCUUACUUAACUUAUGGUGAACCUGCUGCAAUGGAAGCUCUUAUCCAGCAUUUUAGCCCUUACUUGCAAGAUUGGCGUGUAUUUGACGAUUUGCAGAAACAACAUCUGAACAAUCCAAAAGAUGAUAAUAUUGCUCAGCUAGCUGCAAAGCAGAGGUUCACUCUAGAAAAUUUUGUUAGGGUUUCAGAGUCACUUAAGACAAGUUCCUGUGGAGAGAGAUUAAAGGACAUUAUCCUAGAAAAGGGAAUAACAGAAACUGCAAUCAGACAUUUGAAAGAUAGUUUUUCCAAUGCAGGGCAAGCUGGCUAUAAGACCAGUGCUGAGUGGGCACAGGGUUUAACAGUUCCUUCUAUCCCUCUUAUAUUGUCUAUGCUAAGAGGUUUAUCGAUGGGGCAUCUGCUCACCCAAAAGUGUAUUGAUAAGGAAGGUAUCUUACCCUUGUUGCAUGCCUUGGAAGGAGUUCCUGGAGAGAACGAAAUUGGGGCAAGGGCUGAAAAUUUGUUGGAUACGCUAUCUAACAAGGAGGGAAAAGGAGAUGGAUACCUAGAGGAGAAGGUGUGUAAGUUGCGGCAUGCAACUAGGGAUGAAAUGAGGCGCCGGGCAUUGCAGAAGAGAGAGAAGUUGCUUCAGGACCUCGGAAUGCAUCAAGAACGGUCUUCAGAUGGAGGUGAACGUAUUGUUGUUGCCCGGCCUAUCCUUGAGGGUUUAGAAGAUGUCCAGGAAGAGGAGGAUGGGUUGGCAUGCAUGGUAUGCAGGGAAGGAUACAGUUUAAGACCUACUGACUUACUGGGUGUUUACUCUUAUAGUAAACGUGUGAAUCUAGGUGUAGGUGCAUCUGGAAGUGCUCGCGGAGAGUGUGUUUACACUACCGUAAGUUACUUCAAUGUUAUUCACUUCCAGUGUCAUCAAGAGGCCAAGAGAGCUGAUGCUGCCUUAAAGAAUCCUAAGAAAGAGUGGGAUGGAGCAACACUUAGAAACAAUGAAUCUCUCUGUAAUUCUUUAUUCCCUGUAAGAGGUCCAUCUGUUCCACAGGCACAGUAUACUCGCUAUGUUGACCAGCACUGGGACAACCUCAAUGCUCUUGGACGUGCUGAUGGAAGCAGGCUCCGUUUGCUGACUUAUGACAUUGUUCUGAUGUUAGCUCGGUUUGCGACAGGAGCAUCAUUCAGUGCAGAUUGCCGAGGUGGGGGACGCGAUAGUAAUUCGCGGUUCCUUCCAUUUAUGAUUCAAAUGGCACGUCAUCUCCUUGAUCAAGGAAGCACCUCCCAGCGUCGAACCAUGGCCAGGGCCGUAUCAGCAUAUAUAACUUCAACCACAUCAGAUCUCAGACCCCCUUCUCCAUCUGGCACCCAACCUACAAUGGGGACAGAAGAAACUGUCCAAUUUAUGAUGGUAAACUCACUUCUCUCAGAGUCUUACGAGUCAUGGCUGCAGCACCGCCGUUCUUUUCUGCAGCGCGGAAUCUAUCAUGCAUACAUGCAGCACACACACUCACGCUCAAGUACUCGUGCAUCAUCCAUUUCUGCUCCUGCUCAAGCUGUGGAAUCUGGACGUUUGGACCAAAGUGCUACAACAGAAACAGGGAAGAAUGAUGAGCUUUUGUCUAUCAUUCGUCCAAUGCUUGUUUACACAGGCUUGAUUGAGCAGUUACAGCAUUUCUUCAAGGUCAAGAAAUCCACAAGUGCAACAUCUGGAAGUACUGAAGGGGCUUCAUCUGCAACUGAAGGGGAAGAUGAAAGAGGGAACCUGGAAAGCUGGGAAUUGGUGAUGAAAGAGAGAAUCUUGAAUGUGAAAGAGCUGCUCGGAUUCCCGAAGGAGAUGCUGUCCUGGCUUGAUGAUAUUAAUUCUGCUAGUGACUUGCAGGAGGCCUUUGACAUAGUUGGGGUUCUACCUGAGGUGUUUUCUGGUGGAUUCACUCGUUGUGAAGACUUUGUCCAGGCUGCAAUUACUGCAGGGAAAAGUUGAAAAAAUUGUGCUUGUCUUGAUGUUUUCAAAUGGUAAACAACACUUAUAUUCUCUUUGGGAAUUAAAAUGCCCAUAUCCUGUGUUCUUUUAAACCUAACAAGCUGGUUUUAAAUGAAAGGGAAAAUAUUAUGACGGCCAA